AUGGCGAGCAAUUCAAUAAAAGUCGGGGAAAGUUCCUCCGACACUUUGACUCGAUGGAUUGUUUUAGAUGGAUGUUUUACCGUCGGUGAAAUAUAUAUCGUAUUAGCUAUUGCUUUGACAGCUGCGCGUCACGGUGCUACGGUCUGCAACCAUGUUGAGGUUUUGGAAUUAUUGAAAAAGGAUAAUGGAAAAGGAGCUAAAGUGGUGGAUCAUAUGACCCGCAAAGAAUUUAACGCUACUGCCCCAUUUACGGACUCUAUACGAAAAAUGGAUGACCCAACGAUUAAGAGCAUUUGCGCUCCUAGUUCGGGUGUACAUAUCGUACUUCCGGGUUACUAUAGUCCAGAACAGAUGGGUUUACUGGAUCCCUCCACGUCUGAUGGUCGAGUUAUAUUCUUUUUGCCAUGGCAGAGGCAUACCAUUGCAGGUACCACAGACCUACCCUGCGAAGUAACCCAUAACCCAGCACCUUCUGAAGAUGAGAUACAAUUUAUUUUGAGUGAAAUUAAGCACUAUCUGAAUCAAGAUGUAGAAGUGAGACGUGGAGAUGUGCUAUCAGCUUGGAGUGGUAUACGUCCUCUAGUAUCUGAUCCAAAUAAAGAUGAAACGCAAGCCCUGGCUCGUAACCAUAUUGUCCAUAUUAGUGCUUCUAAUUUAAUUACUAUUGCUGGCGGUAAGUGGACUACCUACAGAGCCAUGGCUGAACAUACUAUAGACGCAGCAGUUAAAGCUUGUGAUUUACAACCAGAACGACCUGAAUCGGUAACAACUCUCCUAAAAAUUGAAGGUGGCCAAGGCUGGUCGCCUACUAUGUACAUACGUUUGGUACAGGAUUUCGGCUUGGAAUGUGAAGUGGCUCAGCACUUGGCCAAAUCAUACGGAGAUCGCGCUUUUGCUGUUGCAAAAAUGGCUUUCCUUACCGGCAAACGUUGGCCCGUCAUUGGUAACCGUAUACAUCCCGACUUUCCUUAUAUUGACGCCGAGAUACGCUACGGCGUUCGUGAAUAUGCUUGCAAUGCCGUUGACAUGAUAGCACGUCGCUUGCGUUUAUCUUUUCUAAAUGUCCAAGCCGCCCAAGAAGCUUUACCCGUAGUUUGUGAUAUCAUGGCUGAAGAAUUGAAAUGGUCUAAAGAUGAAAAACAGAAACAAAUUAACAAAGCACGGGAAUUUUUGGCUCUUGAAAUGGGCCAGGCAGUUAAACGUAUCGCCAAGGAUCAAGUCCAUGUGAAUUUAUCUAGCGAAGAAGUAAAGAAAUAUGUUAAGCGCUUCGAAAUCAUUGAUAAGGAUAAGAAAGGUUAUGUUUCCAUCAACGACAUAAGAAGAGCACUUAAGAGCUAUGGCGAUGGCGAUGUUUCCGGUGAACAAUUGCAUGAAAUUCUUAAAGAAAUCGAUACUAAUAUGAACGGUCAAGUGGAGUUAGAUGAAUAUUUGCAAAUGAUGUCUGCCAUUAAGACGGGGGAGGUAUCCUAUUCAAGGUUUGCCCGCAUGGCCGAACUGGAGGAACAAAAAGAGGAGGCCGCCCAAUUUAAACGGAAAAUCACAGUGGAUCGUUCCGGCGGUGGUCUGUAAGAGAUAGCCGAGCCAAGCAACGUGUUCGUUUGCGAUCUUUCGAAGGAAGCUUUGAACUUUUUUUUUUGUUUUGUAUAAAGACGUAGGUGCCAUAAGAGUUUUCUCUUUUCUUUCCUUUUACGAAAUUUACCAAUAAUUUAAUUUGGUUUUUAGGAUUUAAUCUUUUAUUAACCUUAAAGUGUUUCGAAUGAUUAUCCAAUUAACAAACAAUAAUUAUUCAAUGUGCGCACAAAUGCCGAGACAAAAAAAUCUAUUUAUUAUUUAAGUUUAAGUUAAUUGUGAAGAAAUAAAAAAAAAUUAAUUCAGUUUUUGAAGAAAGAUUCCUUAAAAAUA
Messenger RNA from Glossina fuscipes, 1902 nucleotides. Its product is annotated as glycerol-3-phosphate dehydrogenase, mitochondrial-like. The transcript is spliced from 5 exons. Gene Ontology annotation, cellular component: mitochondrion; glycerol-3-phosphate dehydrogenase (FAD) complex. Gene Ontology annotation, biological process: glycerol-3-phosphate metabolic process. NCBI's taxonomy places the organism in Eukaryota, Metazoa, Arthropoda, Insecta, Diptera, Glossinidae. Bases 1 to 1569 code for a protein of 522 amino acids. Gene Ontology annotation, molecular function: glycerol-3-phosphate dehydrogenase (quinone) activity; calcium ion binding. The record is from RefSeq and is a predicted model, not a curated record.